AUCAGAAUAGAACAAGGGGCGGGGCGUCUGAAAUAACGGCUCACCAUUGGCUGGGACACAGGCGAGCCCUCCAUGGGCGUGGUGGGGCCCCGGUCGGACUAUAUAUAUAUAUAUAUAGAGAGAGCGCGUCUUGCAUCAGCACCAGUGAUCAGCCCCAAUGCCCAGCUCCUCUAGCUCCUCUAGCUCCUCUAGCGCCCCCAUGGAGUCCCUGUGGAUCUUCGGAUAUGGCUCCUUAGUCUGGAGACCGGACUUUCAGUUCACUACCAGUAAAAUUGGAUUUAUCCCCGGAUACAGCCGCAAGUUCUGGCAGGGAGACACCUUCCAUAGAGGCAGCCCGGACAUGCCUGGACGAGUGGUGACCCUACAGGAGGACUGUGAGGAGUGCACGUGGGGUGUGGCCUAUGAAGUGCGCGGCGACCAGAUCGAAUCCUCCCUCCAGUACCUGAAUAUCCGGGAGUCCGUCCUGGGAGGAUACGUCACUAAACUGGUGAAGUUCUACCCUCAAGAUGAAGGAGAAGAGGGGGCGCUCCUGGCCUUGGUGUACAUCGCCACGCCUCAGAAUCCCGGGUACCUCGGGCCGGCCUCCGAGGAGGACAUCGCCGCUCAGAUCGUGGUCUCCACCGGCCGGGCAGGACACAAUAUGGAGUAUCUGCUCCGUCUGGCCAACUUCAUGCACGACCAUUGUCCGGAAGCCGAGGACAAGCACCUGUUCUCCAUAGAGGAGGCGCUGGUCGCCAUCCUGCCGUGUCUCUACAGUACAGAUGACCCCGCCACCGUCUUCUGCUAGGACACUGUUGCACCUCUCUCCGAACAUUUCCCUAUGGUCGGCACUUCUAUGGACUCCUCUGACCUGACAACUUCACCGCUGACCGGCUCUGCACAUUGGGUCAAUGAUUGUACAGUACGGAUGACCCCACCACGGUCGGUAGGACCCUACUACUCCUUUUUCCCAACAUUUCCCUAUAGUCGGCACUUCUUCUUCCUAUGGACUCCUCUCAUGGACCUGACAACUUCACCGCUGACCGGUUCUGGACAUUGGGUCAAUGAUCGUACAGUACGGAUGAUCCCACCGCAGUCGGUAGGACCCUACUACUCCUUUUUCCCAACAUUUCCCUAUGGUUAGCACUUCUAUGGACUCCUCUGACCUGACAACUUCACCGCCGUCCGGUUAUGGACAUUGGGUCAAUGAUCGUACAGUACGGAUGACCCCACCGCGGUCGGUAGGACCCUACUACUCCUUUUUCCUAACAUUUCCCUAUGUCGGCACUUCUUCUUCUUCUUCUUCUUCCCAUGGACUCCUCUCAUGGACCUGACAACUUCACCGCCGACCGGUUCUGCACAUUGGGUCAAUGAUUGUACAGUACGGAUGACCCCACCACGGUCGGUAGGACCCUACUACUCCUUUUUCCUAACAUUUCCCUAUAGUCGGCACUUCUUCCUCUCAUGGACUCCUCUGAUGGACCUGACAACUUCACUGCUGACCGGUUCUGGACAUUGGGUAAAUGAUUGUACAGUACGAAUGACCCCAC
This is a messenger RNA of Hyla sarda, 1529 nucleotides long. RefSeq names its product ChaC glutathione specific gamma-glutamylcyclotransferase 1 (gene CHAC1). The record is from RefSeq and is a predicted model, not a curated record. NCBI's taxonomy places the organism in Eukaryota, Metazoa, Chordata, Amphibia, Anura, Hylidae. Gene Ontology annotation, biological process: glutathione catabolic process. Gene Ontology annotation, cellular component: cytoplasm. The transcript has 3 exons. Bases 158 to 787 code for a protein of 209 amino acids. Gene Ontology annotation, molecular function: glutathione specific gamma-glutamylcyclotransferase activity; gamma-glutamylcyclotransferase activity.